AUGAUACUUAAUCCUGUGGGAGGAUUCGUUCGGUAUGUACGAAGGAUUACUCGUCGAAUAUUAGGUCCUCCAAACCCCACAAAUACUUUACCGCCUCCUCAAACAUCUGUAACGUUCUCAUCAACAAUAGGUAAACGGUCCAACUCAUUUUCACCUGAUCGAUAUGUCAAGAGACAUUCUCUGCCUCAUGCUUUAUAUCCAUUCUUGGCAUUAUGGAUAGGAUGUUUUAUCAUAUUGGUUCGACAACAGUAUUACGUACCGAAUGCACCCACGAUUAUAAGUUGUGAAGCUUCACCGUGGGAUGAUUGGCCUCCUGAUUUAUGUGGAUUGGCAGGUGGGAAUUGUGAGGAUGAUUUGACUGGAAUAGAUGGUAAAACAUUUAGAUGUUUGGGUGGUUGUGCAGGUAGUAAACUGGGUAAUCCACGUUAUGUGGGCUCAGAAAAGAUCAACGGGAAACCUUUAGUUAUAGGUGGUGGUGAUGAUGAAAAGACUUAUAGAGCCGACUCUUGGGUUUGUCCAUCAGCAUUGCAUUCUUCAAUCAUAUCAUCAACUUUAGGUGGAUGUGUUAAUUUUCAUUCGUUGCCUUAUCCAACAGGAUAUUCAUAUUACAAAUCAAAAUAUUCCAACAAUAUCAACUCAACUUCUUUUGAACCUGAUUAUCCAGGAGCUUUUAGGCUAUCAUCAUCAACAAAUCUAACCAAUGGUUGUAUCGAUUUACACUAUAUUGCAACUGGAUUUAACGCAUUCUGUUUAUCCAUAACUACAUUAUUCUUAAAACCACCUUCAAGUUUAUUAUUCACUCUAUUAUUAGUAGGAGGAUAUUUUCACUUGACAUUAUUCAGUGACCCACCUAAUACACCACCUAAUUGGGAAACGAUAUUUUCAAUAUUACCUACAGUAUUAUUGACUGGAUAUUGGAUGUGGUUUAUGUCUUUUAAAGAAACAAUGAAAGGUUUUAAAGAAUUACCUUUCGAACUUUGUUUGUGGCAAGGUCUAGGUUUUUGGAUAGGGAUUGAAAGUUCUGUUAUAUUUAAUAAAUUACCUAUUACAAGGUUGGGUUAUGAUCCUUUAGAUCCAGCUGGGAUUAUAGCUUUGACAAUCAUAAUUAUAUUGGCUGUCAUCGUCGUUCUGAUACAAGCUUGGGAAAUGAGGAAAUAUGGUUUACUGAGGUAUUACUUGAUCAGGUACAUCCCGGUAAUUCCACUUAUCAUAAUACUCGUUUUCAUACCUGGAUAUACAUUUAGACCACAUCAUUACUUAUUCGCUUUAUUGGCUAUACCAGUUUUAUCUCUUCCCAACAGGAUAUCAUUAUUCGGACAAGCCUUUGCUUUAGGUUUAUUCCUUGACGGAGUGGGAAGAUGGGGAUGGGAUGGGAUAAUUCAACUUACAGGAUCGUUGGUUGGAGAUGCAGACGUUGGUAGUUUCAUCCCUUCGUUUUGGAAUAAUAUGACUACUUCAACUACUCUGUAUUGGGAUCCAAUCAAUACUAUUGAAAAGGUAUAUAACGUUACUGGAUAUUCAAUCUUGAUUGAUGAUAUACAGAAAUCAUCGGAUUAUACUAAUUCCUCUAUCGAUAUGACCACGCUCGAUUUGACUGAAGGGAUAGAUCAUUACGUCAGAUUAGCGUACAUUGCCAAUGGAUCUUCGCUCGAUUUCACAGAUCCAGUAGUCUGGUACACUAACUCGUCAUGGUCGGAACUAUGGUCAUCGACUUCUCAAGGAGGAGAUAAUAUCACAGCAGAGCAAACUGGAUCAUAG
Molecule: messenger RNA, 1758 nt
Organism: Kwoniella shivajii
Lineage: Eukaryota; Fungi; Basidiomycota; Tremellomycetes; Tremellales; Cryptococcaceae
Exons: 6
Coding region: 1-1758 (585 amino acids)
Source: RefSeq, a predicted model, not a curated record